AAUUGUAAAGUCUAUAUCGAUGGCAGCCCUGGGUAAAACGCAUUUUGGGUAAAACGUGAGAAUUUAUUUGAAUUUUCCAGCAAAGAACACAGCGAAUAUAAGCCAAAAAUGGCCCGUUCUGAGGUGGAGACCAAACCGAAGCCCAAGGGCAAGAAGCGCAAGCACGAGAAAGCCGCUGCUGCUUCAAACAACAGCAGCGACGACGAGGUGGCCAACAAAAGUUUGAUCGUGGAGCCAGACGAACAGGCAGCGCCAACAGCAGGCAAGCGAAAACUUAAGGAAGAUGCAGCCUUGGUCAAGCAAAAGCGCAUUAAAAAGUCAGAAGUAGACGGCGAAGAGGAGGAGAUUAGUCCCCGAAAGGCAGCCAAACGCAAGCAGCGCGAGGAGCUGGCUGCCAUCAAAGAGAAACGCAGCAAGGCAACAGAGGGUGACGAUGCUGAGGAAAACGAGGAGAGCCUGCCCACAGAUGCACAACUGCAAGAGGCCUCGAAGCCGGAGAAUACCAAAGCCAUUGUCACCGUGCGCCAGAAGAAGAAACAGAAGCAUCAGCAGCGUCUCGAGGCCCAAAAGGAUCAGAGCUCCAACAAGGAGGCCAAACGCAAUGAGGAGUACCUGCUGCAGUGGAAGAACUCCCGGGCGGAGUGGAAAUUCGUGAAGCUACGCCAGAUAUCCAUACAGCAGACGGCCUUCGACGAGGAGAAGCUGUCCGGUGAGCUUUGGGACAUAGCCCUGGAGUAUUUGGCCAGCAGCCAGGGUGCAGCGCGUGCCAAGAUCAGCAAACUGGCCGAAGAGAUCAUCGAAAAGCUGGACAAAGAGGGCGAAAAGCUGGAGGACGAAACGGAACGCCAGAAACUGAUCGAAUCCACACGCUAUCAGCGUGCCCGUGAUCUACUGCAGAGCUUCGAUUGACGCGCGCUACCAAUACCAACUAUUGUUAAUGUUUUUCUAUAGAGUUUAAUAAUAAUAAUAAAAAAAAAGUCUCUUUCUACAAGUC
Drosophila obscura is the source of this 994-nucleotide messenger RNA. RefSeq lists its product as uncharacterized. The coding region runs from base 109 to 909 and encodes 266 amino acids. Lineage: Eukaryota; Metazoa; Arthropoda; Insecta; Diptera; Drosophilidae. The record is from RefSeq and is a predicted model, not a curated record. The transcript is spliced from 2 exons.